GGUCCCCGGUGACGUCAUGCCCCGAUCGAUCCCAACCGCCUGCGUCACGUGACGCGGCCGGCAGCCAAUGAGAGCGCGGCGUCCGGCUUGGUGCCGAGUAAGUGAGAAAGGAAAGUUCGACCGAGAAGAGGGGGAGCAGGGGAGAUAAUGGUGAUGGAGAUGGUGGGGAUACAGUGCUCGUGGUGGUGCAGCACGCACGAUCGGUAACCGCGGAGCGAGGGCGGGACCCGCUAGUGCCCGGCACGACGCGAGUCCAGGAGGGUCCGGUCGCUCAAUCCUGGAACCCCUCCGGCACAACUUCUGCGCGGCUCCAUCCCGCGCCUCUCUUCUCCGCACAUCUCCCGCUCCCUCCAGCUCGUGGCGCUCCCUGCUCCACCCGCUGUCUUCCCGUUUUCCCAGUAACUCCCCAUCUCCAUUAGCUGUCAUCUCCAGCCACCACAGUUCUUCAGCUGCCCCUUGCUAAACUCGCUGUCUCCUGCUCCGCCGUAUCUUCUGACUGCCCCCCCCUCCCACCUUGCUCCGCCUGCUUUACAUUGGAGGAUGGAGCGACUCUCUGGCCGUUGGAUGCUGCGGGCAGGGAGAGAUGUCGUGGCGGCGGCGGGAGCGAACUCAGCCCCAGCCACCAUCACUUCGUCUUCAUCAGCCAGCUCGUCGCUCCUCGGACACCUGCAGAGGCUGUGCGGUGGAGAGAGGCCGCGCCGCCUGGACCUGGGGGAUGGCGGCGGCGGCAGGGCGCACACUCGGAGGAUGAAGGUGGAGUUGAUUGAGGCCUACGUGAGGGACCUGAUGGAGCAGAAGGAGCUGCUCCUGCAGAUCGUGGGCAGCCUGCAGGCGGAGGCCGACCGGCGCAUUGCUGACAUGAUGAAGAAUAUCGCGGAGAGGGUUAACAGUGCGUGCGCGGUGUGCGCAAGAAGCGCGGCGGACACUGCGCGGAGCUCCGAGCCGGGCGGACGCUCUGCACCGCAAGAACGUCGCCCCUGCAGGAGGAGUUGGGUCGCCCGUUCGAGGCUGCGGGGCACGGUGGCCCCAGCCUGCCCCGUGAACCAUGCUUCUCUCUACACAUGCCUUCACUGUCUCUCCCUAUCCUGCCACGUCUACCAGUACUCCUCUUUCUGGAUGUCCUUUUAUAUCUCGCUCGCUCUUCCUUUUUCCCCUCAUCUGGUUUGGCUUUUGUUGGGCGACACUUCGGGCCUGCAUCUGACCGGGAGACUGCGGCUGCAGUUGGCGCCGAAGAGCGACACGCCGGGGAAGACCGCGUCAGAACCGGGCGGCACGCUGCCACUCUCCGCCACUUGUUGUGGCGGCGACAGAGGAGGAGGAGGAGCCGGGGGGAAGGCGCUGGGGAGCCGAGGACCCGUGUGGCGUCCAGGGACGCGCUCACAGAAUGCCUGCAGGGCCAGCUCCGAGAUGCGCAUCGCAAGCUCUCACGUUGAGGUAGAGAGCCGGGAUGAGAAGGCGCGCUCGCUGGAAGACACCAUCGUGGAGCCUUACCGCGAGGUGGCGGCCAAGCAGCCCGACAGUGCGGCCCGCGUCCGGGAGCAGCCUCGUCGGAGCACGAACUCCGGCGCUUGCGGCCCAGCUGCAGAGUUUGUGAGAGCAAGCGUGGCAGCUUCGCCAGAGACCGAUAGCGCUAGGCUCUGCUCAGCCGUGUCACGUCGCAACCGGCGCUCUCCCCUCCUUGGUGGGACAGGCCGGCUGGCUGAGCGGUAGCCUCAGCGGCGAUCUGCUGCUCAAGGCGGAGCUUGCAGCACCCCGAAGAACGCGUCCCAACGUCUGCAGCGGGAGCCGCCUGGCCUGCAGGAGAAGUGGGACAUGCCGCAGACCGAGGUGGGCACCGGCGUGCACCCUCGGCACCGGCGUGCGUCCCCGGCACCCGCAUGCACGCGUGCCGCCGUUCAUCCCUGCAAGCGUUACACCCCCAGUCACGCCGAGCCUCGUGCCUCUCCGUGCGAUCUGCGCACGGCACUAUCACUCUUCGCGAGCAGACAUCACGCUCGUCAUAGUACGUGUCGCACACGUACCAGUACUGGUAUCUGUCCGGUACGUAGAGGCGUGUCCAGAUGCACGAGCUCGUGUGGUUUGCUCGUGAUGCGGGCCGACGCGUACAUGCUCGGAGCCACCACCCAGCGAACGAAUUUUGCUUGACCGCGGAGUGGACUGCACGCGUGAGUGCGACUAUGCACAGCACGUCGGUGUACCGUUAAUUGUGUACACUUCGUUAUUUUGGAGACUUUUUCCUUCUGCUUUGUUGACCAAAGCUGAACAAUUUCUCAGUUGCCAUUACCGGCGUACGGUGCGAAAGUAAAUGAGAAACUCUCUGGAGGAGGCCGCUGCUGCCGCCGCUCACUGUUGCCAGUCACGCAAGCAGCUCGAGCAAAGCCAGAGCCGCAAGUGGCUUCUGCUGGGUUUAUCGCCUGAAACUACUUUGGGAUUAAACAAUGUGUGGUUCUCCAAACAUGAGCGUGCUUGUGGGUGAAGUCUGUGUGUUGUCCGAUGUUGGCGGAAUGAUUGAUCGAUUAAAAUCAGUUCUUAGCACUCACAGUGCAUGCUCUAAAUCGUGGGUGUUAAAACUGUUUGGGUUCCAUUGGUACGCAUUACGGGGUGAAGCAGUGGCACAGUGGUUAGCACACUCGUUAUAAACUUGUGGCAAGUGGUUUUUUAACCGUUUCUGGGCACCCCCUUCACUAACUCUCUAAUCAGCAUGGUGAAGUAUAGUCAAACAGCCCCUACGACGGACACGGCGUGGGGACAUCUUCAUCCCGAAGAGGCUUGACAUGGGGCUGUAAACUACAUGAACUAUAAUUAAUGUGACCAGUUCACAUGACCCCUUGCGCCAUUAGAGAUCCCACACGCUUCCCAAUGCAAAAUAACAUUGAUUUUUUUAUUCAUAUAAUCUCUGGAGCGGGAGGGCGGUAAAUCAUGACAUUGCUACAGAACGACGUUCAAGAGCAGGGGAUCUACCAGCUGCAGGUGUCAACGUGAGACAGGGAGGAGGAGGUGGAGAAGCAGAGGGUAGGCGUGGAACCACUGGCCACCGAGCUGCUGGAGACUCGGGCCCUGCACCAGCAGUGCAACCAGCAGCCCCCGGGUUUACCGAGGCAUAGAUGGCGCUGGUGCAGGAGCUAGCGGAGAGCCACAAUGCACGCCAGUCACCGAAGGCCGAGUGGUGUCAGCUGCAGGAGCGCCUGCACGAUGCAGUGGCGCAGCUCGCCCUGCUGCGCAAGAACCAUCCUCCGCAACCUCGACGCCGACGUUCGGCUGGCCAACCUC
Lethenteron reissneri (Far Eastern brook lamprey) is the source of this 3270-nucleotide messenger RNA. RefSeq lists its product as uncharacterized. The record is from RefSeq and is a predicted model, not a curated record. NCBI's taxonomy places the organism in Eukaryota, Metazoa, Chordata, Hyperoartia, Petromyzontiformes, Petromyzontidae.